Molecule: messenger RNA, 765 nt
Organism: Toxoplasma gondii ME49
Lineage: Eukaryota; Apicomplexa; Conoidasida; Eucoccidiorida; Sarcocystidae
Exons: 1
Coding region: 124-765 (213 amino acids)
Source: RefSeq, a predicted model, not a curated record
ACUUCAGUCCUUUUGCCCUCGCCGCCACCGUGCUUUUGCCGGAACGGAUCUGUCCCCUGCAAUUUUCCCCCCGAUCACAUCCUUUUCCGCCGAACGUGCAUUUCCCUACGACCCGCAGUCAAAAUGAAGCUGUCGAAGAAACUCGUUGUCGCUCUCUGCUGCUCGGCGGGCGUCGCCCUGAACGCCGCCGCGGGGGAAUCCACCGGGGAGGCUGUGACAGCCGUUGCGACCCGGGAGAUGCCAGGUUUUGAAGCACCCGAAAUUGCCGACAACGUCGAGGAAGGCAGCGAAGAGCUGCAGAUCGCCGCUCCCCGAAGCCGUCGCAGCAGCGCAGCCCAGUCCAGGAAGGGCCACCGCAAUGCCGCCAAACUCGGCCGCGCCGCGGCAGUCAUCGCCGCUAUCCUCGCCGCUCUCGGCGGAGGCUACUACAUGAUGAAUAAGGAAACUGGUGAUGAGCAGUCUGCCGGUGACAAGACGCAGGAGGUGUCCGCCGAAGGGACGAAGAAGGUCGCUGAUACCCCGGAGGAAGCGGCCAAGCCGGGCCCUGCCGCCGACGGUCGGAGGUUCCGCACGGCCAGAAAUGCUCUGAUCGGUUUGGGAGGCACCGCAGGCAUUGCCGCUCUAGCUGCUGCCCUUUACCAGGUGAUCCAAGGGGAGGGAGUCUUUUCCGACUUCCUCAAUGGCGUUCCCACCACCGACGGCUUCGACUCCAUGAACGGCACCUCUCGGCCCCCGUGGGCUCCGGGAGCAGGGCCCGAGAACUAA